AUGGUGUUUUCUCGCGAACAGUUCAUUAGCAAGGUCCAAAGCCUUGACGAGACACAAGAUUCAAUUGUCAGUACAUCCAAAUGGAUUUUAACACUAUACAAAGAAGCAGAUAAGGUAGCCACAACAUGGGUUGAAUAUUUGUCAAAAAGUUCAAUUAGUACAAAGCGUAAACUAUUGGUGAUAUAUCUAGCCAAUGAUAUUGUACAACAAGCAAAGCAUCGCCAAGUGCCCAACUUCGACAAAAGUUUUGGAAAGGUCUUACCAUCUGCACUUGAGAAAGUAUAUGUUGAUUUUCCUUCAGAUAUUAGAAGCAAAGUUAGACGUGUGGUAGGCAUUUGGAGACAACGUAGGGUUUUAUCCGAGAGUGUGUUAGACGAUAUUGAUAAACGUCUUGAUGCUGUGUCCUCUAAGUCAUCUCCAGGACCUGUUUCUGGGAAAGCUGAAAAGAUUAGCACGAAUAGUGGCAGCGGCAAAGUGAAUAAGAAAUGGAGCGCCAUAUCAUCUGCAUACGACAAAAUCGAGCAACAAGAAAAGGCCUACGCAACACUAAGAUUGAGAUUUGAUAAAUCGAUCGAGGCUUUGGAACCAAAUAGUGUAGUAUACGCAGAGAAUUUUAAUGUUAUCAGCAAAAUUGGAAAUUCUGUCAAGGAAUCUUUGACAAAAUCUAUAGGUUUACGAACUGAUGUAAUAACACAGCUAGAAAAAUUGAUAACCGAACAAAAAGACUUGCUAAAUAAAGAACAAGAUUCUAUAAACGAAAUUGAUUCAAUGAUUAUGGACAAAGAUCCAUCCAAUCUAAAUCAAACACUUGCAGCGGAUGACCCCGAUUUAUUACCAACAUACGAGAACGACGAUGAUAAUGACGACGAUAGUAGCAGCAGUGAUAAUGACGACGAUAAAUCUGAAGACAACAAAAGACUAUCUAACAACACUGAUGACUCGUUAGUGGGCUCAAACUCGGAAAAGUCGAGCAGCGAAGAACCAAAUACAAAGAAACAGAAAGUUGAAUCAAGUAAUCAAAAUCCCUCUAAUUCUUCGAAUUCUUCAACUGCAUCGCCAUCAAAGAAUAAUAACAAUGUUACAAUUGCAUCAAGUAUACAGGAUUUAUUAAGUAGACUCGCUGAUUGA
This is a messenger RNA of Kluyveromyces marxianus DMKU3-1042, 1128 nucleotides long. It is a transcript of the gene RTT103, whose product is annotated as Rtt103p. Lineage: Eukaryota; Fungi; Ascomycota; Saccharomycetes; Saccharomycetales; Saccharomycetaceae. The coding region runs from base 1 to 1128 and encodes 375 amino acids. Gene Ontology annotation, cellular component: RNA polymerase II, holoenzyme. The record is from RefSeq and is a predicted model, not a curated record. Gene Ontology annotation, molecular function: RNA polymerase II C-terminal domain binding. Gene Ontology annotation, biological process: mRNA 3'-end processing. The transcript has a single exon.